AGAUAGAUAAAUAGAUAGAUAGAACUGAGAGAAUAUAAGAAAAGAAGAGAGAGAAGGUGUGAAAAGAAAGAAGUGUGCUUCUGUGUAUGGUGCAGUGCGGUGUCGUGCAUCUUCUUCUUAUUCUGGAGAGAAAAAGAGAAAGCCGCCGAUUAGAAGAAAGAAGAGAAAGCAAAAAGAGAGAGAGAAACAUAGAGCAUGGCGUGGUCGGAUUUAGCAUGUGUCGUCUCCUCCUUGCCGUGACGUGAUAAGGUAUCAGAUAUUAUUUUGGAUCAGAAACAUCCACGAUUGAAUCGAAAUUCGAAAGGUCGAGCAUCUCUCUUCAGGAUAAUAGAAGACAAAACUGCGUCAGGAGGUCCUGACAUGGCACGUGAAAGAAGAAGAAGAAAUCCUUUUCACUGGAAAUCGACACUGAAACCGUCCGGCAUUCUAAAUUAAGGAAUGGAGGGAACGUGGCAGUGGGAGCAGCGAAAGCACUGCCAUAUUAUUUUGCUUAAUCGUUGGUCGUGUAUAAAGACAAACCCAAGACAAGUUACAGAUAAACGAGAACGACUGCUGAACAAUCCUGGUAAGGAAGAAGACAGCAGACCUAAAAAGUGGAUCGAAGAGGAACAGGAACUGUAGCGUUGGAAAGUGGUUGGAGGGUGCUUCCUUUCUUUUUUUAUUUUUCGGCAUUGUCUUUUGAAAGAAGAAAAAAAAAGAGAGAGACAGACAGACAGAAAGAAAGAGAGAAAAAGAGGCUCGUUAUGGGCCCAAAAGAGCAAAACGUAACUCACUGAGCGAUGCAAGUAGUUGGGGCUGGGGCCCUGCUAGUGAGCAUGUGGCUCACUAGAGAAUGAAGAAACAAAACGUCCGGACCCUAUCGUUAAUCGUCUCCACAUUCACCUACCUCCUCGUCGGCGCUGCUAUCUUCGACGUUCUCGAGUCCGAGACGGAGAAACGACGCAAGGAAGCACUGGAUGCCAUUGAGAAAAUGGUUAUACGCAAGUACAAUAUCAGCGAGGAUGAUUUUAAAAUCAUGGAAACCGUUGUUCUGAAAACGGAGCCACACAAGGCAGGCCAACAAUGGAAGUUUGCGGGUGCUUUCUACUAUGCAACCACAGUUCUCACCACAAUUGGUUACGGACAUUCAACGCCAAAUACCAUAAGCGGUAAGCUUUUCACGAUGUUCUACGGAAUCGUGGGAAUCCCAUUAGGACUCGUGAUGUUCCAAAGCAUAGGUGAACGCCUUAACAAGUUCUCAUCCGUUGUAAUACGGAACGUAAAAAUGCUUCUCAAUUGUAAGGAUGUCCAGGCUUCAGAAAUAAAUUUGAUCUGCGUUGUGACAACUUUGUCAUGUCUGACUAUCGCUGGUGGUGCAGCAGCGUUUUCCAGAUACGAAGGGUGGUCUUAUUUCGAUUCCAUCUAUUAUUGCUUCAUCACUCUGACAACCAUUGGCUUCGGUGAUAUGGUAGCUUUGCAAAAGGACAAUGCUUUGAACAAUAAGCCAGAGUACGUAAUGUUUGCCUUGAUCUUCAUUCUCUUCGGAUUGGCGAUCGUUGCGGCCUCCCUUAAUUUAUUGGUCCUGAGAUUCGUCACAAUGAAUACCGAAGACGAGAGACGAGACGAGGCCGAGGCUUUGCAGGCGGCACAGGACGCAGUACGCUUGGAAGGUGAUGUGAUAACAGCAAACGGCUCGAUACUAUCAGGGCGAGUCGGUAAUCACGGUGAAACAGUUUCGUUUGACGACGAGCCAUCAGUAUGUAGUUGUCGCUGUAGCGGCUUUCAAAAGAAACGCCGGAGACCACGUUUCACGGUUCGUCGUUCACCCGGCAAGAUUUCUCACCUCUUACCGAUGCAGCAGUUUCCAGAACCGAAUCAAGAAACCGAAUUGAGAUCACUCCAAUUGACGCCGUUGCUACAGUUACAAACGUUGCAUCAACAUCGUGCCAGUAUCUGACAACGUUCUUAUGUUUCUUCGUUAACUUCCAUAGAACUUCAGCCGAGACGAGAGUCCGUCUGAUCCACCGUAGAAGUUAACUAUUUCGAUGUUCGAUCAAUAACUAAGUCGACGACCGUGUCAAGUCAAAUAUCUUGUUUUCUUCUAAUCGUUGCCGUCAACAGUUUCUAUGUCAUUUUUCAAAAUCUGCACUGUGACGUCAACGGUUCAACUUCAGCUUUUUCAUGGAUUAAAAAAAAAAAAGAGAA
Messenger RNA from Polistes dominula (European paper wasp), 2184 nucleotides. It is a transcript of the gene Task6, whose product is annotated as TWIK-related acid-sensitive K[+] channel 6. The record is from RefSeq and is a predicted model, not a curated record. Gene Ontology annotation, biological process: stabilization of membrane potential; potassium ion transmembrane transport. NCBI's taxonomy places the organism in Eukaryota, Metazoa, Arthropoda, Insecta, Hymenoptera, Vespidae. Gene Ontology annotation, molecular function: outward rectifier potassium channel activity; potassium ion leak channel activity. Gene Ontology annotation, cellular component: plasma membrane.